This is a messenger RNA of Pleuronectes platessa (European plaice), 6396 nucleotides long. It is a transcript of the gene pwwp2a, whose product is annotated as PWWP domain containing 2A. Bases 7 to 2781 code for a protein of 924 amino acids. The record is from RefSeq and is a predicted model, not a curated record. The transcript has 2 exons. Gene Ontology annotation, molecular function: chromatin binding; histone binding. Lineage: Eukaryota; Metazoa; Chordata; Actinopteri; Pleuronectiformes; Pleuronectidae. Gene Ontology annotation, cellular component: nucleus.
AAGAAAAUGGCGGCCGUGGCUGCAGAGCCAGGAGCUGCGGCGAUUUCGACAGGUUCGACGGCGGCAAUGGACGACGAAGGCCCACCAGAACCGGGCCCGGGACUUCCAGUAGUCCCGCUGCAGUCUGAGGGGCCUCGGGAGUCCGGCCCGGCUGUGGAGCUGCUGGUUGUCCGUGUGGAGGAUGGAGGGGAUGGGGAGGAGCGCCGCCAUGUAAGGCCGGAGCUCGAGCCCGCGGCGGGAAAAGCUCUGUGUGAAGACGUCGUGACGGACGAACUGAUCAACAACCUCCCGAGAGACCGGGUAAGCCUGGACCGGGUCAGCCUGGACCUGGUCAGCCUGGACCGGUUCGCUCCCGGACUACCGGGGGAUCCUGAGCGCAGCGGGAAUGUGUCUGUCCAGGCGGUGUACCGCAGCAUCCUCCCGGACCCGCAGCCCUCCGCCGUCUUCCUGCACUCCUUCCCGGCUCCGCCACCCGGCGCCGAGGCCGGACUGUCUCUGGCCGAACCCGCGGUACCGACCACCAACGUGACGACGGACCGGGCCGAGGCGGCGGGACGAGACCGGGGAUACACGGUCCUUGUCCAAACGGAGCUGAGGCCGGGGCCCGCGGAGGACGCCCUGUUGGAUGGUAACGCAGACCGGCUGUCGGGCCCAGUCAACCCAGACGGGCUGGACCCGGAGACCGGGUUCAUUAAAAACACUGCAGGGAACGAGGAACCGCCGGGAUGCGGCCUGCAGGACUCGUCCACCCCCUGUCGGUCCCCCAAGAGACGCCUGCUGACGGACAAGCAGGAGGACACCUCCCGCCUCCUGCCCGAACCCGGUCCACUCGCCUCGUUCCAGGACCUGAGUCCCGGCUCCGAGGUCCGGGUCUGCCUGGACCACGUCAUCGAUGACGCGCUGGUGGUGUCCUUCCGGCGGGGGGAGAAGGUCUUUUCCGGGGUGUUGAUGGACGUGUCCAGAAGGUUUGGACCGUACGGAAUCCCCAUCACGGUGUUUCCAAAACGAGACGAUAACAGUCGACUUCAAACAUUUCUUCAGUCAAGACCUGUUACCAAUGACGAGACGUCCACCAAACAGGAACAAGCCACCAUUAGCCCCCCAGCCCCCCCACCCCAUCACCCAUGGACUGCCAAACCACCACCGUUGUUCCACGAGGGGGCCCCCUACCCUCCUCCUCUGUUCAUCAGGGACACCUAUAACCAGGCCUUACCUCAGCCACUGCCACGAAAGAUCAAACGGCCAAAGCGGCGCUAUCGCUGCGAGGAGCCAACCUCCAUCAUGAACGCCAUCAAGCUCCGCCCCCGCCAAGUGCUCUGUGACAAGUGCAAAGGCGUGGUGGCAUCAGGUGGGAACAGGGAAGCACGACGGGGCCUAGUCGAUCUGAGGGGUGAGGAGGCGUCUCGGCGGCGGAGGGCAGCUGAGGGACCAAUCUCCUCGGAGGUCAAGAGGCUAAGGAGUGACGACAAAGGUGGACGAAUGGCCACAGACAGACGGGCAUCAUCAGGGAUCUGUAGGUCAUCAUCCCCUCGUCGUGUGCUGAGGGGCGUGACAUCAUCUUCGUCCUCGUCAUCCUCAUCCGGCCCCCUCCGUUUGAAGCUGAACUCUAAGAAGGCGCUGGCCAAAGAUUCUGCCAGCGAUCGCUCCAAAGCGCGGCAGGUUCUUCAGAAGCUGGCGAGAAGCUCCCAGCCUCCACCACUUCGCGAGCCCAAAGACCAGAGUCAGAUCCAGGAUCGCACCAAGGCUGUGACCCGAGCUGCAGCCCUGCAGAACCACAACCAGAAGGUCCACUUCACCCGCCGCCUGCAGCACCUCAGCGGAACCGCUGUCAGCACCUCCCGCACCCCGCUGCCGCCCAGAAUGCGACUCAAACCUCAAAGGUAUCGUACAGAUGAUAACCAGGGUCCCCCCCCUCCCCCGCCCAAACAGGGCACUCGCUCAUCGCCUCUUAAACCCGAUUUAGACCCCACCCCCACAUCGGACCUGGUCCCGCCUACUGCUCUGCCAUUUCUUUCUCAAGCGUCCCCCUCCUCCACCUGUGCAGUCAGUGUUGUCGUGGAGACACAUGAAGUCUGUACAGAUCAGGGAGGAGGAAGGGGGGGAGGUGAGGGUCCUCCCCCACCCCCCCCCUCCUCCUCCUCUUUUUCGGACUCAUCCCACUCAGAGUGCGGCUCCUCUGAGACCUUUGAGCCCGCGCCCACUGGAGACCCACCCUCCCUCCUCUCUCCUGCCCCCUCUCCUGCCUCGUUAGCUCCUCUUUACCCCCCGUCUUCCUCACCCAUCAUCCCUCCCCUUAGAUCCGACAGCGAGGAGCCACAGGUUGGUGGCGGCGAGGAGGACGAGGAGGGAGGUGAACUGAAGAGGCGUCGUAAGUCUUCCACAUCCUCGUCCUCGUCCUCAUCUUCGUCGUCUUCCACCGUGUUCUCUAAAUCUGUGUCCAAGUGUCCUCUCCCAGACGGUCGGACCGUGUGCGUAGGUGACAUCGUCUGGGCAAAGAUCUACGGUUUCCCUUGGUGGCCGGCUCGAGUGCUCGGCAUCACGGUCGUGCGGCGUGGUGACACAGGACUGGCGGUGCGGCAGGAGGCCCGAGUUUCCUGGUUCGGCUCCCCCACCACCUCCUUCCUGCCACUUGCCCAGUUGUCCCCCUUCCUGGAGACCUUCCAGUCUCGCUUCGAUAGAAAGAGGAAGGGGCCGUACCGUCGUGCCAUUGCAGAGGCAGCUAGUGCAGCCAAACAGCUAACGCCUGAAGUCCGAGCCCUGCUUACGCAGUUCGAGACGUAGCAUCCGAUAAAACAACCCCCAACCCCCCACGCUUCUAACCCCUAUUAUUGCCCCACCCUCUUCAGGUAGUGGGAGAAGCCUGGAUUGAUUCUUGACGAACUGACGUGUUUGUUUGUGCGUAAGGGGCGGAGCCUGAGGCUAACUAGUUAGCAGAGGUGGUGGAGCCUGAGGGUAACCAGUCAGUGUUAGGUGAUCAGGGGGUGGGACUUAUCCAUCAGGUGUUAGCAUUUCCACUCGCCAUCUCGUCAGCGUCAUCUUUUUCUAGUUCAUGAAAGAGACUGUUUGCCAAAUUACUCAUUAGUGAUGUCAAAGUGAUAGUUAUGAUGUCACAUUCGUCAUGAAUCACUAAAGAGAAUCACAAAAUACUCAUUAACAACUAAAUAAGGUUCAUUUAGUUACUAAGCCAAACAUGGCUGUAUCUAGACACUGGUGGAUUGAUUGAAAUAUUGAUUAGAUUAUGUGAUACCUGGACUUUAUCAGUUCAGUGAUGGCGACUCGAAACGCUGACAUACCUAUGUCACUUCCUGUUCCUCCUGGCUCCUGAACAUUCUGUCCCAACUGAAAACUUCUUGAAGAAGAAUUUGAAACAGUGUUGUUCAAACUGAUACCCCAGUUCCCAAACAGGGUUCAACGACAUCAUCUGUUCUGUGAUUGGUUCAUAUUAUCAUCUCCCACAAUCCAACAGGAGCUGUACUAGGUCCCUGUUGUCCUUUGUCAGACAUUGUCACUGUAGUCCUGUCUUGCACCUAGGGAUGUCGGGAUUAACCAAUUUUAUGAUGACAGCGGUUUCAAAGCUGUAAACUACGAUAACUAUGGUGUCCUGCCUCUCGUGAGUUAGGUGAUUGAUGUGUGCGCCGUGCGGUGAAAUCGUUUGCGAGUCACGUUUUGUGUGUGCGAGCCACUGAAACGUUAACUGAGAAGAGGGAACUGAUGUAACAGCGUGGGCAAUAAACUCUAUCCAUACACACCUCUCUCUCUCCCUCCCUCUUACCCUCUUUAUACAUGUAGCCGAGUGUAAUUCACCUAUACUGAGGUAAAGGUAUGAUAAGGACAUGACGAAUGUGCUUGAACCAGGACAAUAUGCUUUUUCACAACUAGCCAACACUUUGCUCCCAAAAGUAGUACAACCUCGGACGUUGACACUUAACAACAAAAGUCCCAAACAGAUACACUGCUUACGAAGACAGGAAACACAAAUUCACUGACCAGCCUUCCACAGUAAGGCAACUAAAUAAAAUAGCUUACAUAAAUUACUUUUAAAUAGCCAAACGUUACGCGAUAAAAACUGUAGAUAGUAAAUAUUUUAGAUCAUUAGCUAUAUAUUGCUUGUUGUGUGUCUUUUUCCUUCUAUAGUAUCGAUAAUCGUGAAAACUGUGAAACCGUGAUAUUUCCUCUGACAAUAAUUGUGGCACUAAAAUUUCCUAUCGUGACAUCCCUAGUUGCACCAGGUCCCUGUAGUCAGGAUUAACCCGACUUUUAGGAGAAUCUUUGAUCAGUUCCGGGUCGUUUGUUUAGAAUUUGAUCAAACUCAUGGAUCAUCAGUUUCCUCCUCAGGAAGUUUCACAAGAAAAGAUUCAGCUGCUGAUGUUUAUUUAAAGACUCUUAUUAUGAAGUUCACAGAUGAGCAGACAGACGAACAGGAAGUACGCUGACUGUUAGAAUGAUGAUGGUGAAGGUGAUUUCCCCUCAGACUCGUUUUACCGUCUGUUUGCAGAUCAGAGAUUCUGAACAAUGAAACCGAUCAAAAGAAACUGUACAUGUUUAUUUCUGUUGUUUUAAAUCUAUUAAUAAACUGUCAAACUUCUCUUUGCAUCGUCUUCGUCAUUUAAACUCUUCUUCUCUGGUGCUUUGACUGUAGGAGUAACAGCGGUGCCUUGCUCAGCAGCAUGCUGGCAGCAGAUUUUCUCACCUGCAAACAGUUUGGUAAAAAUUUGUCCAAAGGGUUUACCACAAACAUCAGCAACAAAAUAAUAAUAUCUGACGAUCAAUAUCAACCGAGCGUGUUCAGGAACUUUUAACAAUUCAGAUAAAAACAUUUCUUUUUAAAUUUCAACUUGUGGCUAAUUGGAGGGAAAGUGGAUAUACUGGAUGGAAUAAAGUAGUGAGGGAUAACUAGUUAAUAUGAAGUGACACAUUUCAUUGUGUCCAUGUGUCAGUGAAGUGUCAGGUUAGUAUGUUCCCAUGGAAACUACAGAUUUCAUAAUUAAAAGCUCAAAGUGAAAGUUUUGCUCAGCUUUGUAUAUUUUUCUGCGUUUGAAGUAAAUCUGCCCCUGGAGGUGAGUCGCUGAACUGCAGGAUGUACUUGUUUGAACUUGUUAAAACCACGUUACGAAUCAUGUGAGCACGUUUUAUUUAAACAUGUUCUGACCUCAUACUUCUCCUAGUGGACAAACAUUUUAUUUCACCACAUUAAUGUAUGUUGGUGUAAAAUUUGAUAUCGUGAUUCUCGGUGAAGAGUUAAAAAAGCAAAACUGAUUAACCUUGAUUAGUUAUUGAUUAUAAAGCAUUUAUAUAUAUAUAAUCACAUUAAAUUAUACAGGGUUCAGUUGAAUGUAGCAGUGUGAUGAUGAUUGAUCAUGUGAUCACCUGCUGAUGACAUCAUCAGUAACACCUGUCUCUCUCUCUCUGCAGUACGACUUUGAAGAGCUGCUGACAGAUAAUCCUGUGCUGUGAUUGGAUGAGAGGAUGUAGGUGGAGUUCAAACAACCGAUGAGCAAUCACAUGGACAUUAAUAAUCAAUAAUUAAUGAUUAAGAGUUUAUAUCUAUCAAGAGCAUAUCCAUGACAACAGGUUUAUAUUGGUGUCAAUUUUAUUUUGCUGUGUACAAUCAGAUCAUUAACGAUUAGUGAUCAAUUAGUUAAAUGAUAAACUGUUUACACUCGGGCCACAAUGGGAGCGUGUGUGUCUGUUGUGCAUUUGUUGUGUUUUCUGUGUGUCUGUUGUGUGUCUGUUGUGCUUCAGCCGAUCUUUAAUUUGUGUGGUGUGGAUUCCGAUUGGUUGACAAUGUUAACCCCGCCCUCACAUGACUUUAAAUAGAAAUGUCAGGUUUCUGUUUUAUUAAAUAAAAUUGUCUCUUGUGGAACAGUUCAGGUGCUAGGUGACUGUCUGAAAUGUUUAUGAUAUAUUUCUUUAUUUAAAUAUGUUUUUAAAACUUUUUAAAUUCAGCCACAAUUUUCUGAAUCAUUAUUAAUGUUUACAUUUUGAAUCUUGUAUUUCUUUAGAGAAAAUACAUUUUUUCAGUCGACAUCAAUUCAGUUUUAUUUUUAUAGCAUCAGAUCAUAAUAAACAUUAUCUCAUGGCUCUUUACAUAGGGUUAAAAACUAUAAAAAAACCAACAGUUCCCAUGACGUCAUUAAUAAACUAUUGAAAUAAAAACCCAAAUUCAACUUUUAGCUUUGACUUCCAACCCUAACUUUAACUCUAGUUAGGGUUGAUCCAAUCCGUCCAUCAAUCAAUCAUUGAGCAGAUCCACUCAUACACACACUUUCUUUUUAUUUAUUUGACCUGGUGCAAAUAUGUGAUGAUAAAACUCUUGUAAUUAAUGUUUAAUUAUUAAAGUGAUAUUGUUACAAACUGCAGAUGAUCAAUGCAAUAAAGAAAUGCUCAUGUUACACA